Molecule: messenger RNA, 720 nt
Organism: Orbilia oligospora ATCC 24927
Lineage: Eukaryota; Fungi; Ascomycota; Orbiliomycetes; Orbiliales; Orbiliaceae
Exons: 3
Coding region: 1-720 (239 amino acids)
Molecular function (GO): oxidoreductase activity
Source: RefSeq, a predicted model, not a curated record
AUGAUGAAGGCGCUCGUUAUUGAGAAAACCGACGGCAAGCCUGGUCAGGUGUACUAUCCCCUCAAACAGGUUGACCUUCCCAAACCAUCCAUACGACCCGGCGAGGUCCUCGUCAAAAUCCUUGCUGCCGCAUUGAACCACCGGGAAGUCUUUAUACGGCAGCACCUGUAUCCUGGUAUAAACUUUGAAACACCUCUUGGCGCCGAUGGCGUUGGAAUUGUCGUCGAGACCAGCUCACCGGACCUCGAACAUCAGUGGAAAGGGAAAAAAGUUAUUCUGACCCCCGGACGAGGCUGGGAGAGUAGCGAAGAUGGCCCAGAGGGCAAGUAUGCGAUUGUAGGGGGCACGGUUGGAGUCUCGCAUGGCACUCUCCAAGAGUAUGUGGCCCUUCCAGCCUCUGAGCUUGAAGAAGCCCCAGGACACCUAUCAAUCCCUGAGGCUGCUGCUAUCCCCCUUGCUGGUCUAACAGCAUGGCGUGCAACUUUCACAAAGGGCAAGCUCCGGGCAGGAGAUAAUGUCCUUAUCACGGGGAUUGGCGGUGGAGUUGCACUAUUUGCAUUACAAUUCGCCGUGGCGGCCGGCGCUACUGUCUUCGUUACUUCUGGCUCAGAGGAGAAGAUAGCCAGGGCCAAGGAAUUAGGUGCUGCAGAUGGAGUUAACUACAAGAAGGAAGAUUGGUCGAAGCAAUUGAAGGGGCUGCUUCCAAAGAAUAGGCCGUAA